Molecule: messenger RNA, 2559 nt
Organism: Ramularia collo-cygni
Lineage: Eukaryota; Fungi; Ascomycota; Dothideomycetes; Mycosphaerellales; Mycosphaerellaceae
Product: related to phosphoserine phosphatase fcp1
Exons: 1
Coding region: 1-2559 (852 amino acids)
Cellular component (GO): nucleus
Molecular function (GO): RNA polymerase II CTD heptapeptide repeat phosphatase activity
Source: RefSeq, a predicted model, not a curated record
AUGCGCCUGUGGACGCCCGAAGGCCUCCUGUAUCCGAUCACGGUUACGAAGCUGCUACGGCGGCCAGGAGAUGCCAUCGAGAUCAAUGCGCCGCUGUUUGUGUACGAGUACAAGAGCACUGAGCUGGAAUGGAAUGAGGAUGUGCGCGAGGAGGUGACGGUGACGCGAACAUGGCCGACCAACUUCGAGAGCGAACUGGAGGGAAAGGUAGAGUCGCUGGACGUGGAGGUCGGCCAGGUCAUCACGCGGCGCACCGUGGUCGCGCAUAUCGAGGAGGCAUGCACACACGAAUCGCAGUUUGGUGGCAUGUGUAUUGAGUGUGGCAAGGAUAUGAGCCAGCGGACGAGCUACAACCAGACCGUGGCCGGCACUUCGCGAGCGACCAUCAACACCGUCCACGGACGUACAGAGCUCCUUAUCUCGGCUGGAGAGGCGGCCAAGAACGAUGAGGAGGCGCGGCGGCGACUGUUGGAUGCCCGUAAGCUGAGCUUGGUCGUCGACCUCGAUCAGACCAUCAUCCAGGCAAACGUCGAGCCCACCAUCGGAGAGUGGAAGAAUGAUCCCACAAACCCUAACUGGGAGGCUCUACAGGACGUUUGCAUGUUCCAGCUGGUGGACGACGGCCGAACGUGGUAUUAUGUCAAGCUGCGGCCCAAUACUAGGAACUUCCUCGAAGACAUGUCGGAGCUAUUUGAGAUGCACAUCUACACAAUGGGGACGCGUGCCUAUGCCGAUAACAUCGCCAAAAUCAUUGAUCCGACGCGAAAAAUAUUUGGUGAUCGCAUCCUCUCCCGUGACGAGAAUGGCAGCAUAACGGUCAAGAACUUGAAGCGCCUGUUCCCCGUGGAUACGCGGAUGGUCGUUAUUAUCGACGAUCGCGCUGAUGUCUGGAAGUGGACGCCGAAUUUGGUGAAGGUCAACCCCUUUGAAUUCUUCCCUGGCGUGGGAGACAUCAACAGCAUGUUCCUACCCAAGCGUGAUGAGGUAGAAUUGCCCAGGGCAGCCAAGAUGGAGCGAAUACCGUCAAAAUCUGCAGAUUCGAGCAGCCUUGAACCACCCUCCGAAUCAGCGUCCACAUCCACURCACCUUCAACAUUACCGCAAGCAAAUAGCGAGGUUUCAGCACUCGAUCAGAUCGUUUCCAUGGCAGGCGAUCAGGACGCCAAGAGCGUAAAGGAGAAGUCAGAAGAGCAAGAGCAGACAAUUGCAGCACAAGUUGAGGAUCGACCGCUGCUUCAAAAGCAGAAGAUUCUAGAUGAGCUUGAAAAUGAGGCCAACGCAUCAUCGCCCGCGGUCGAGGCAGCUGCAGAGCUUUUGGCUGAAAACGGCGAGAUCAAAAAGCAGACCCCCGCACAACCUGCCCCACACAAAUACCGUGCCAACUUACUCCAAGAUGACGACGAAGAACUGCUCCAUCUUGAACAGCACCUCCGCAGCAUUCACACAGCAUACUUUGAUGAGUUGGACAAAAAGGCGGCCGGCACCAAGGGUGGCAGGAUUGCCGAACUUCGUCCAGGUCACAGCAAGAAGCGCUCCAUUGAUGAACUGGACAACAUCCCAGACGCUGCCCCAAUCAUCUCAUCAAUGAAAGCAAGGGCUCUCGCGGGUGUGCACAUCGUGUUCUCCGGUGUCAUUUCCCUUGGAGUGGAUGUGCUCUCCCAUGACAUGACCAGAUGGGCGCAGAGCUUCGGAGCCGUGGUGACUGAAAACAUAACCAAAAAGACGACUCAUGUUAUCGCCAGUCCCGAGCGAAGGACUGCGAAGGUGCGGCAAGCGGCUAAGAAGGCUGGCAGAAUCGCCAUUGUCAGCAUGAGCUGGCUGACAACCUGCUUUAUGCAAUGGAAGAAGGUGGACGAGACGCCUUAUAGAAUUCACCUGGAUGCUUCCGCUAAUGGUGCCGGAGGCCUGCCAGAGGGCUUCGAAGGCAAGGACUUUGCCCUCUCCUCGUCUGRUGAAGAAGCCGCACAGACGGAUGCUGAAGCAGAUGCGGACACACCAGACCCCGAUGGAGACGCAGUUCCAAAUGGUACUGCAAAUGCGCGAAAGGCUCCUAGCCUUACUGUCGACACGGAAAUUGAUACCGAUAGCGAGGAGCUCGCAAAAUACGCGCCGUCGCUCGAGAGACAGGACAGUUCACCAACGGAGCUAGAGCAGCCAGAUGCCUGGGACGAUAUCGACAACGAAUUCGCGGAGUUUAUGAACGGCGAGGAUGGGACAGAAACCGACGACAGUGRUGCAGAGAGCUUCACUAGCGGAGCUAGCGAUAUUAGCAACGACUCUGUAACGCCGGUGAACCCAACCUCCUCUGCCAAGAAGCGAAAACUAUCUCAGGAGGAGUCAGAUGGUGAGGCCAGUGCCACACGACUGCAGAAGAGGAAAAAGGAGGCCUUGGAAAGGACUAGCAGCCUUACCAACUUCGUGGAUCGACCUGGCAGCAGUGAGCCUGGCUCUUCACCUGCACCGGCAAUUGAACCUGCUGGUGGCGAGGACACCGACGAAGAUGAUGAUCUGGAGGCGCAGCUUGCAGCCGAGAUGGAGAGACUGAGCGAUGAUGAAUAG